AUGUUUGUGAUAAAAAUUUCUUUGAGUAUUAUUUAUAGCUUGCAACUUUGUAGCACGAUAGACGCAGAUGAAUUUAAAACGAAAGAUACAAUAUUGAAGUUAAAUCCAGUCGAAUUAUUAGAUCUUGUGUUGGAAGAGCAGCUAUCUGCUCACGGUCGAACAAAACCUAUUAUCGAUGUAAACGAUAUGGGUUGUACAGAAUACGACCGAGAUGACAUUAUAGAAGGAACAGACUUUAUAGAGCAUGCCAAUAAAGAUGAAGAAAGACUUAAAGCUCGUAAGGUAUGGAGUCGAUGGAGUAAGUGGAGUGGGUGCUCAGUGAGUUGCGGAGAAGGCAAUAUAGUCAGGUGGCGUGUGUGUGUGGCGGGACGGUGUGCCCUUAACGAACGCGAAGAACAACUGCGUCCAUGCACUCGCGCUCCGUGCAACGAUCCUAUAGAUGACACGCAUGAUAGUGAAUAG
This is a messenger RNA of Bombyx mandarina (wild silkworm), 462 nucleotides long. RefSeq lists its product as uncharacterized. The record is from RefSeq and is a predicted model, not a curated record. Lineage: Eukaryota; Metazoa; Arthropoda; Insecta; Lepidoptera; Bombycidae.